AUAAUAAUUUACAUGAACAAAAUUAAGAAGAAUAUGAAAGACGCAAUUGAGACAUUUAAAACAAAAAUCUUAGCAUGGACACCAAAAACCCAAUAUGCUUCGCUAAUACAUAUCAUUAUCAUUAAUGAGAUAUUUGCUCUACGUAUAUUUGAAUCAAAAAAAACAAUUACGAUAUGGCUGGAGUAUAAUAUACGCUAGCAUAUGUAUAAUUUUAUUUCUUGUAUUUUUAAAUACAAUAAUAAAUAUAAAUUAUAAAAGAUGGUUUGCAUACAAUGAAAUCAGUCAUAAAUUGGCUUCAUACAUUAAUGUUACAUGCGUCGUGAUUUUUAUAAUUCUUGGAAUGCUGAAUACAGAACGUUCGAGGAAAAUUAUUGCAAGAUGUGAACAAAUAGAUAAUACUUUAGAAUCAUUUGGAAUUGAGAAAAAUUACCGAAAAACUUUUCUUUGCGUUACACAAACAUUAAUUACAUCUGGCAUAAUAAUGAUAAGCAUUAUUUCGCUAGAUUGCUAUUCUAUUAUUUCCAUUCAAUACCAAAUCGAUUUAAAUGUUUUUAUACAUAUAUCAAUAAUAACUAUGAGUUUAGGUAUUCUUACUUUCACCAUAUUGAUAAGUAUUUUACAGGAUAAGUUGCAUAAGAUAAACAAGAUUAUGAAAGAGAUGUGUCAGCUAUCAAAUACAAAAGAUAUUAAUAUAAGGUAUAAAAUGCAAUCAUUUAUUGUAUAUAAAUUUGUAAUUAUAAUGGAUUAUAAUAAUAAAAAAUAUUUUGUUCAACAUUUUCUUCAAGUUACAAGGCAUAUUCAUUUUGAGAUUCUGAAACUUUCACGUGAACUUAACCAAGCAUAUACUUAUCAAAUUGUAUUAGAUUUAAUAAUGCAAUUUUCAUCACUAUUGAGUGUGCUUUAUAAUGGAUAUUUUUAUUUAAUAUCCUUGAAAUUGUCAGAAAUAUUGUCAAAUAAAGGACUUAUAGGAUUCUUCAUGUGGAUUCUUCUAUUUUUUAUAAAAAUUAUCUUUUUAAAUAAUCAUUAUACUAAAUUCUACCGCGAGGUAGAAAUAACAGCACAUUUGCUUCAAGAAUUGGAUAUUUGCUACUUGGAUAAUUCCAUUAGAAACGAGAUACAACAAUUUUUAUUACAACUUCUACUUCAUCUUAAAAUUACUGCUGGUGGUUACAUUCUUAGCAACAAAUUAUCAACAAAAUUUUUUGGUACUCUAAUCACUUAUUUGGUUGUAUUCAUACAAAUAACUAUAUCGACAAGUAUGAAAUAAAAUUCUUAGACAAAAUCCUUGAGGAUUAAUGAUUUAUUACUAUUAAAAUCAUGAUUCGUUAUUAUCUAUUAUAUUAUCUAUUAUAUUUUAUAGCAUUAUACAUUAUUGUA
Molecule: messenger RNA, 1377 nt
Organism: Apis florea (little honeybee)
Lineage: Eukaryota; Metazoa; Arthropoda; Insecta; Hymenoptera; Apidae
Biological process (GO): sensory perception of taste
Cellular component (GO): membrane
Source: RefSeq, a predicted model, not a curated record